Sipha flava (yellow sugarcane aphid) is the source of this 879-nucleotide messenger RNA. RefSeq lists its product as uncharacterized. The coding region runs from base 416 to 829 and encodes 137 amino acids. Lineage: Eukaryota; Metazoa; Arthropoda; Insecta; Hemiptera; Aphididae. The transcript is spliced from 4 exons. The record is from RefSeq and is a predicted model, not a curated record.
UUUACAUCAAUAUUUAUUAUUUUCGAUGUUCACACUUCCAUACGAUUGUAUUUACAUUUAUUUUCUUAUAAUUUCUGCUCCAACCGAUGUGAAUCUAUUACUGGCAAUGGAUUUGUUUCCACCUGACGAAUUUGUUUAUCAUCCUUUCGUGGAUUCUUUGGAGACAACGUCGUCACAGAUUGACCUAACUUAACGAAAAUAAAUUACCUGAUCCACAGAAUUAUUCACUGACAGAUAUUUCAUUUUGCAAUAAAACUAAUCAGGGUCCAACAAAUGUUAGACAAGUAGAAGUUUUAUAUAAGAAUCAUAGCAAAUAUGGUAAAUAUAAGCCUAUGUAAUGGACGAUUGAAAUUUAAAAACAGUAAAUGUUUUAAAAUUACUUUUAAUUCCUUAUUUGAUUCCAACAAAAACAUUGAUGAAAAAUAUUUUACCUUCUGGAAAAAAUAAAUUUUGGAAGCCUUCAUUGUUAGAAUCAUCUUCUGCAUUCACUUUUUUUUGCACUAAUCUGAUUGGUCUUCAAGAAGAUAUUGAUAAGAGGCGUUUAAAAUAUAGUCAAUAUGGAGCUACAAACCAGCUUUAUAUAAUUUUUGUUGGAAAAGAUUUCAGCUCCAUUGAUUCUUGUUACAUUAAGGUAAAGUUAUGGUGUUUUGACAGUCCUUUAAAAGCACUUAAAAUUUGUUUUAAGUCAUAUUUGGUAUUUAAUUGUGCUUAUCCUGUGGAAAGUUAUGACUCUUGGCUUAUAAUUCAACAACACUUAUUGAAAUUGUUCACCAAAUAUGAUAAAUCAACUUCUAUAACUACUUCUAUCACAGCUAAUUUUAAUUCAUAAUUAUUACCUUUUAUAUUUUGAUUUUAAUUUCAUUUUUAUUGUUUAAGAAU